Messenger RNA from Sabethes cyaneus, 819 nucleotides. RefSeq names its product CD63 antigen-like. The record is from RefSeq and is a predicted model, not a curated record. NCBI's taxonomy places the organism in Eukaryota, Metazoa, Arthropoda, Insecta, Diptera, Culicidae. Gene Ontology annotation, cellular component: membrane. Bases 1 to 819 code for a protein of 272 amino acids. The transcript is spliced from 5 exons.
AUGAAGUUUGAGCAUCAAACCGGAAGUUGGUCGAUGAAAUGGAUCAAAUUUUUCCUAUUCAUGAUCAACGUGAUGUUUGUAUUUACCGCAGUGCUAGUAAUUUCAACUGGAGCAGCUAUUCAGUCAGUGUACAGCGAUUUCACAAGCUUUAUCGAUGAGCAAUUUUAUUCACCCACGUUUAUGUUUAUUUCUGUGGGCAUGAUAACGCUGGUAAUUGCCGCAUUUGGUUUUAUUGGAACGAUACGAGAAAGCUCGCUUUUGAUCAAUAUAUAUUGCGGGAUUUUGUCAGUCGUUGUGUUGCUUGAAGUGACCGCAACUCUUGUUGGCAUUUAUCAUCGCCAGGAAAUUGAUCAAAUUCUGAUGAAGACCAUGAAUACUUCUAUGCAAAAUUAUCCUUGGAACAAUAACAUGCAAGAUUCAGUUGAUUAUAUGCAGAUUCAGUUGGAAUGCUGUGGAGUAAAAGGCUAUGGAGAUUGGAAAGACGUUUUUGCCGUAGACCUGGUAAACGAUGAAUUGCGGACAGAACUUCCUGCUUCUUGUUGCUAUAGUUAUCAGAAUGGCAUCUGCGUACCUUUUCAAGUAGGAUGUCACGAGAGGAUGUAUUCAUUUCUCAAACACUGUUCUCAAACGAUAAUCAACGGUUUGCUAUUAGUUGCUUUCGUGCAGAUAUCCGCCGCGAUGUUCGCCUUCAUCCUUGGAAAGCAUAUACGACUAAUGAAAACUAAGUCGUCUCUGGAUGAACUCAGAAACCAAAACAUGAUUCACACCUUUGACUAUAAACUUCUUAGCGAGAGUUCCAGUCAAAUACCUAAGAUUUAG